UAACACACACGACAGAGAAAUGAGAAUUGAAGUAAAAAUUGUACAGCGAAGAAGCUAACUACCACCCUCCACGUGACUCGCGCAAUUCAACUCACGCACACUCUCAACAUCACUAUAUAAACCCCCUCUCCUCCUUCCCUUCAUCUUUCAGUCUCUCACCUUCCAACUCGCCCUCGACUCACUUCCUUGUCCGAUUCCGCCAACGAGGCCAGUGAAUCAGAUCUAUCUGCUUCUUCGUCAUGGCCACCGGACAACUAUUCUCCCGCACUACACAGGCUUUGUUUUACAACUAUAAGCAACUUCCCAUACAGCGGAUGCUUGAUUUUGACUUCCUUUGCGGCAGGGAAACACCAUCAGUUGCUGGAAUAAUUAACCCUGGUUCUGAGGGAUUUCAAAAACUUUUUUUUGGUCAGGAGGAAAUUGCCAUCCCAGUUCAUGCCACCAUUGAAGCAGCUUGUGCUGCACAUCCUACUGCUGAUGUCUUCAUCAACUUUGCUUCAUUUAGAAGUGCUGCAGCAUCAUCCAUGGCAGCUUUGAAGCAGCCAACAAUUAGAGUUGUUGCUAUUAUUGCUGAAGGAGUACCCGAGUCAGACACUAAGCAAUUGAUUGCAUAUGCCCGAUCAAACAAUAAGGUUGUUAUUGGUCCAGCCACUGUUGGAGGCAUUCAAGCAGGUGCUUUUAAAAUUGGUGACACAGCUGGAACAAUUGACAAUAUAAUUCAGUGCAAGCUCUACAGGCCUGGAUCUGUUGGAUUUGUUUCUAAAUCUGGUGGGAUGUCCAAUGAACUCUACAACACUAUUGCCCGUGUAACUGAUGGGAUUUAUGAAGGCAUUGCUAUUGGAGGAGAUGUUUUCCCUGGUUCCACACUUUCUGACCAUGUUUUACGGUUUAACAACAUGCCACAGGUUAAAAUGAUGGUAGUACUUGGGGAACUUGGUGGGCGUGAUGAGUAUUCCUUAGUGGAGGCCUUAAAACAAGGAAAGGUAUCCAAACCGGUUGUUGCCUGGGUCAGUGGCACAUGUGCACGACUCUUCAAAUCUGAAGUACAAUUUGGUCAUGCAGGAGCCAAAAGUGGUGGUGAGUUAGAGUCUGCUCAAGCAAAGAAUCAGGCACUAAGGGACGCUGGAGCUGUUGUUCCCACAUCAUAUGAAGCUUUUGAAGCUGCAAUUAGGGAAACAUUUGAUAAAUUGGUUGAAGAAGGGAAGAUCACACCAAUCAAGGAAAUCACACCUCCACCAAUCCCUGAAGACCUUAGUACUGCAAUUAAGAGUGGAAAAGUCCGUGCUCCAACUCAUAUUAUUUCCACCAUUUCUGAUGACAGAGGAGAGGAGCCAUGCUAUGCUGGUGUACCCAUGUCUUCCAUUAUCGAAAAAGGUUAUGGUGUUGGUGAUGUUAUCUCUCUUUUGUGGUUUAAACGAAGCCUUCCCCGUUACUGUACUCAAUUUAUUGAGAUAUGCAUCAUGCUAUGUGCCGACCAUGGUCCUUGUGUCUCUGGUGCUCACAAUACUAUUGUGACAGCAAGGGCAGGGAAAGACCUAGUUUCCAGUCUCGUAUCAGGUUUGCUAACAAUUGGUCCUCGAUUUGGGGGUGCCAUCGAUGAUGCUGCUCGCUACUUCAAGGAUGCUCAUGACAGGGCACUUACUCCUUAUGAGUUUGUUGAAGGUAUGAAAAAGAAGGGAAUUCGUGUGGCAGGAAUAGGGCACAGGAUCAAGAAUAGGGACAACAAAGAUAAGAGAGUUGAGCUGCUACAGAAGUUUGCACGAACACAUUUUCCUUCCGUGAAAUACAUGGAAUAUGCUGUUCAAGUUGAGACCUACACACUCACAAAGGCAAAUAAUUUAGUUCUUAACGUAGAUGGUGCAAUUGGAUCUCUUUUCUUGGAUCUUCUUGCUGGUAGUGGAAUGUUCACCAAACAAGAGAUUGAUGAAAUUGUGGAGAUUGGCUAUCUGAAUGGCCUCUUUGUGCUGGCACGCUCCAUUGGUCUGAUUGGACACACCUUUGACCAAAAGCGAUUGAAGCAACCACUUUACCGUCACCCAUGGGAGGAUGUUCUCUACACAAAGUGAGGAAGUUUUGUGCGACUGUAAGAACUUUCACAUGCUUCAAAUUAGCAAUCUUUUGGGAAAUCAUGCAUCUGAUAUAAGCUGGAGUGAUUUUGUAGCUGUUAGACUAGUGUUGUACGAUCUAUUGGUGAAAAAGUCAUCUUCCAUUUGUAACUUUGAUUAAAUUUCAUAAAGAAAGAACUUGGUCAUUUUUUAAAUUACAUUUCUCUUGAUGAAUAUUCUGAUCUUUGUACUGUUUUGACUUCAA
Molecule: messenger RNA, 2310 nt
Organism: Glycine soja
Lineage: Eukaryota; Viridiplantae; Streptophyta; Magnoliopsida; Fabales; Fabaceae
Product: ATP-citrate synthase beta chain protein 1
Exons: 17
Coding region: 240-2066 (608 amino acids)
Biological process (GO): fatty acid biosynthetic process; acetyl-CoA biosynthetic process; tricarboxylic acid cycle
Cellular component (GO): cytosol
Molecular function (GO): ATP citrate synthase activity
Source: RefSeq, a predicted model, not a curated record